AUGAAGGCCAAUCUCCUGGUCCUCGCGCCGCUGGCCGUCUCGGCAGCGCCCGCGCUCGAGCACCGCCAGGCAACUGAGAGCAUCGACGCGCUCAUUAAGGCCAAGGGCAAGCUCUACUUUGGCACCUGUACCGACCAGGGCCGGCUGACGUCGGGCAAGAACGCGGACAUCAUCAGGGCCAACUUCGGCCAGGUGACGCCCGAGAACAGCAUGAAGUGGCAGAGCAUCGAGCCAUCGCGGGGUCAGUUCACCUGGGGCCAGGCUGACUACCUCGUCGACUGGGCCACUCAGAACAACAAGACCAUCCGCGGCCACACGCUCGUCUGGCACUCGCAGCUCGCCGGCUACGUUCAGCAGAUCGGCGACCGGAACACCUUGACCCAGACCAUCCAGGACCACAUUGCCGCCGUCAUGGGCCGCUACAAGGGCAAGAUCUACGCCUGGGAUGUCAUCAACGAGAUGUUCAACGAGGAUGGCUCGCUUCGCAGCAGCGUCUUCUCCAACGUCCUCGGAGAGGACUUUGUUGGGAUCGCCUUCAAGGCGGCGCGCGAGGCCGACCCCGACACCAAGUUGUACAUCAACGACUACAACCUCGACAGCCCCAACUACGCCAAGCUGACCAACGGCAUGGUCGCUCACGUCAAGAAGUGGCUCGCGGCCGGCAUCCCCAUCGACGGCAUCGGCACCCAGGGUCACCUGCAGUCUGGCCAGGGUUCCGGUCUUGCGCAGGCCAUCAAGGCUCUCGCCCAGGCUGGCGUCGAGGAGGUUGCCGUCACCGAGCUCGAUAUCCAGAACCAGAACACCAACGACUACACUGCCGUUGUCCAGGGCUGCUUGGACGAGCCCAAGUGCGUCGGUAUCACCGUCUGGGGUGUCCGCGAUCCCGACUCGUGGCGUCCCCAGGGCAACCCCUUGCUCUUCGACAGCAACUUCAACCCCAAGGCGAACUACAAUGCCAUCGUCCAGCUCCUCAAGCAGUAG
Messenger RNA from Thermothelomyces thermophilus ATCC 42464, 981 nucleotides. Its product is annotated as glycoside hydrolase family 10 protein. Gene Ontology annotation, biological process: carbohydrate metabolic process. The record is from RefSeq and is a predicted model, not a curated record. The transcript has 3 exons. Gene Ontology annotation, molecular function: hydrolase activity, hydrolyzing O-glycosyl compounds. Lineage: Eukaryota; Fungi; Ascomycota; Sordariomycetes; Sordariales; Chaetomiaceae. Bases 1 to 981 code for a protein of 326 amino acids.